GAUUGGACAAUGGGGGCGACGUUAGAGGUGAAGGCACGGUGAUGCAUCUGACGUCAGUGAAGUACGAUCGAAUCGGUUUGCGUUUAUUCGGGAAGUUAACAUGUUUGUGUUGGUAACUGUCAGAACAGAUGAACGGCAUGCCAAGCAUUUACCGUCAGAAGUACUCCUCUUCAUUCAACCACUACCUACCAUGAAGGCAGCGUCCGCUUCUUUCUUACUUUUGGCAGCAGAAGCGACUGCCUUCUCAGCUCCAAAAGUAGGCGAUAAUGGAGUGCCGAAAUCUAUGCAAAACCCAGUGGAUAACGCCGGCCGGCGCCAGAUCCUAUCGUCACUCGUUGCAAGCGGUUUCAGUGGAAUGAUGGCAUUUUCGAAAGUCCAAUCGGCUAUCGCUGCCCCAGCUGCACAGGAUUCGCUAGAUGUUGAAAAUUUUCUUCGGACAGGAAUAGACCUCGGGGGAAAUAUGGGAGUUAGUAGCCAGGCUGGAAAAUCCAGACCCCAAACAGGCGUAGUUCUCCGAGACGGGAGCGAAGUGCAGCAGGACAGUGCCGGAAACGUACUAGCGGAGAUUUUAACGGGAAGCAAAGCAAAUCCCUACGCAGUUCUGGUGAGCUUUGGUAGUCCUUGGAAGCUUGAAACAGGACCUGUUUUUGAUAUUGAAUGCCGCGAUGCAAAAACUGGAGACGGGGCGUUUGUGGCCGUCACAAACAAUGUUUCAGGGAGAAAACUCGACGAUCUUCCGUCCUCUUUCUUUCUUGAUCGCCUCUUCGAAUCUACAGGUCGCUUUUCUUUUUAUGGCCCACCAACCGACGUCAAGAUUAGGAAGUCGGACACGAAUGGUAACUACCGCGUCAUCGAAGUCUCUUACAGCAACCUUUCCCAAUCAACCAAUGCUGAAAUUCCUCGUCGAGCAGUAUUAGUGGCGACAAUUCCAGCUGGAACAAACAAUGCGGUAAUGCUGGUUGGUAGUUCCACAGCUACCCGAUGGCGCAAAGGGUCGGAGGAAGAAGUCCGGAACACAAUUGCUUCCUUUCGUGCGAUUCCUGCACCCAAGUCGAACCUUAAAUUGCGUUCCAAGCCGCGUGGCGGCGAACCAAUUGAUUUCACUUAG
Messenger RNA from Phaeodactylum tricornutum CCAP 1055/1, 1108 nucleotides. RefSeq lists its product with no specific name. The record is from RefSeq and is a predicted model, not a curated record. The transcript has 2 exons. Lineage: Eukaryota; Bacillariophyta; Bacillariophyceae; Surirellales; Neidiaceae. Bases 101 to 1108 code for a protein of 335 amino acids.